Oncorhynchus gorbuscha (pink salmon) is the source of this 2786-nucleotide messenger RNA. Its product is annotated as small integral membrane protein 28-like. The record is from RefSeq and is a predicted model, not a curated record. Bases 82 to 591 code for a protein of 169 amino acids. Lineage: Eukaryota; Metazoa; Chordata; Actinopteri; Salmoniformes; Salmonidae. The transcript has 2 exons.
GCACCAAGGAACACACAGCUGGAUCGCUAUCGACCGAAUCUCUCUCUAGUGUUUGUCUUGAAUUCUGCCUACCACGACAGCAUGAGAACGCUACUGGACAGCAGCUGGAUAAAGUUUGGGCCAGCCGGCAGAGGGUCCAUUGAUUGGGUGACUGGGUCACCUUCUCCCCCAAUGGUGGAGAGACAGUUACAGGACGACAACUGGAAUGAGCUGAACCUCAACCAGGAAGGGAGGUCAGGGCUGCUCCUCUACGUGGUCCUCCCCGUCGCCUCCCUCCUCAUGCUGGGCAUCCUGGUACUCCUUGCCUACUGGAGGUGCUCCCCUCCAAAGCUCAGCCUGGACCUCCAGGACCCCGAGAGCAGCGCGGAGUUCCUCUCCUCGCUCACCGGCCACGGCGAACGCCACACCAGCACCAGCGCUGACAUGUCGGACAGCGUGUACGUCAUGGUCUACCUGCCACCGCCCUACGAGGAGACGCUGACCAAGAUCACACGCGCCACCAGUCUGACCAGUCGGAAAGAGUCCAUGAACAUAGAGGACCUGGAGGCCCGGCUGUGUCCGGAGAUCAAGUCCAGUGGACGCUACGUGUGACUGGGGAACACUGGGACUGUCUCUCAAAUGGCCCCCUAUUCCCAAAAGCCCACAAAGGGCUCUGAUUAAAAGAAGUGCACUAUGUAGGGAGUAGGGUAUAUGGUAUCAUUUCAGACUAGAACUAAGAGAUUGCUUUUGAAAGGACUCCAUAUACCAAGCUCUUUAGAAUAAGGGGAAUUCAAUGGACUAUUUAAAAACAUCAGACCUGAGUUAGUCUUAUGUGGGUACCAGCUUUCUACACAGAGGAGUGUGCAGUUGCAUGAAAGCUGGAAAUUGCAUUGACUGGCUGUCCAGGAUACAGUACAUCUAGAUUCUCUAGAGAGGACAGACGCUGACGAUGUACAAACCGUAGGUCACAGUAGGCAAAUAAAUCUCCUUCAACGAUACAAAAAAUAAUAUAAAAUUCAUUUGCAUUGUUUUUAUCUCCUAAAUGAAACACGUGAUCCCCCAUUUUGACUUCCACACAUUGUAUGAGCCAUACCAUGCUUUCAACCCUCCUGUACCUGUGUUGAUUUACAGUUUGUUCCCUAUUUGGAGACUUAGGAAUGUCAAUGUGCAAAGUGCAAGAAUGUUACAGAAGUCUUGUAUAUAAUACUAAUAUAAUAAUAAUAAUAAUAAUAAUAAUAUAAUAUAAUAAUAAUAAUAUAUGCCAUUUAGCAGACGCUUUUAUCCAAAGCGACUUACAGUCAUGUGUGCAUACAUUCUACGUAUGGGUGGUCCCGGGGAUCGAACCCACUACCCUGGCGUUACAAGCACCAUGCUCUACCAACUGAGCUACAGAAGGACAUUACCAUAGCUGUAAUGUAAGACAGGUGUUUGGAAAGGAGAGCUCAUAACUGUAUGUUAUUUGAAUUUGAUUUGAAUUGUAUUUAUAUGUAAGAAGGUACAAAGACCUAGCCUGGGCACCAUGUGUUUGACAGAAGGGACAAGGAGCAGAAUGUUAGUUAGACGGGUACCCAGACUUACAAAGACCUAGUCCAGGUUAAUAAUUCCAUUCAUUCGUUGGAGUCACAUCAUAUAUGUACUCCUAAAAACCUCAGACCUGAUACGUUUUAUAGACUACAUAACAUAUAUUCAUUCUAAUUUUAAGUAAUAUGUUUGUACAAAGUGUUAUAUUGUUUUUAAAUAAAGAAUAAGAAAAAUAUCUUAGCAUGUUAUGAUUGAGAGACUUCCGUCAUGAUCACUGAUGCACCGAGGUUGCAAAGUUUUAAUCCCAUGCUGCCUCACUGUGAUACAUCUUGGUCAUAUCAUGUAGACUACUGAAUGUAGAGGUGAGCUCUCCUUUCCAAACACCUGUCUUACAUUACAGCUAUGGUCUUGCUGCGUUUCUGAGCAAGAUUGUCAAGAAGUGUUAGAAAUGUCCAGGGGUCCCACUUGUUUUUUUUUCUUACGGCCAAACAAUCCUCAGAAGCAGCUACAUCAUUUCAUAUUCUCUUUGUACCAUUUAUUCUUGUAAAUUAUCCGUUUCAGACUAUUAACGGAAGCGUUUUUAUUUAAUGUAUAUUAAUUCACGAAAUGUUCGUUGUUGUUAAUUAACCGAUUCAUUUGAAUAGUCUACUGUAUAAAUUAUCCCAAAAGCCCAAAAUUCGAAACAUACUGUAUUUUCAGCAAAAUAAAUGUGUUGAUCUAAUCAAAAACAACAAUUUAAAACACAGAUUUUCAGGCUACACCAUAAAACAAUACAAUGGAUGGUUAUUGGUUACAUUGAGCAUCAGGCUCCUCUAUAUGGAAUGUAAAAUAUAUAUAUCAGGAAUAAAGUCAUAAAAGACACGUCUUUAGAAAACAAAGUCACGCAAAAUACUUCAAAUAAAGUGUUUAUUUUUCAAAUAAAAGUUCAGAGAGAAAAUUGUUUGGUGCCAAAACAGUCUCUGGUAAGCUAUAAAUACACAUCCUGAUUCCCAAAAUGGAAAAUAAGACAGUAUUAGACAGGCAACAUACAAUGUCUUUUUGGGAUCUGAGGUAGGCCUUGUUGUUAUAUCUGUCUCUGUGUAAAUGUGUGUGCGUCCAUACACUUGGUUUGUGUGGAUGUGAUAUCUAGUAUCCGCGCCUGCGACAAUCCUCCAUCCACAAUUCUUUCGCUGUUUUUUUUCUUACGGCCAAACAAACCCGAGAACCAGCCGCAACCCUUCUUCUCCUUCUCCUUCUUUUUAUUAUAUUCCUCCUCCAUCAUUGCCAUCCAUCCCAUCUUCCAGAAG